AUGGUGGAGCUGGUCAAGGAUGGAUAUUACGAGUCCCUUCCUUUCACUUCCGGUGGAUAUACUUGGACGUUUAAAAUCUACCCAAACGGAAACACGAAGGAAGGAGUACUGCCAGGAUGGGUUUCGGUUUAUAUAAAAAUUGAUAACUCAAUCUUCAUCACCAACCCACAAGAUGUGUAUGCAGAUAUCAAGUUCUUCGUCUACGACGGUUUCAAUCGUUUCUACUCUACACACCAAGAAAGUGAGCCAGUAAGGUUUCAUAGUUUAAAAACGGAGUGGGGAAUGCCGUAUUUUCUGUCCACGGCAUGUUUCGUCGAGGGAUCGUCGGCAUUUAUUUACGACGGAGGGGAAUGUAAGUUCGGAAUAGAUAUCUUCGUUGAUCAAAGCUACCAGAGGGAAGUUUUCUCUUAUGACGAAAACGUCACCAACCCCAUUUUCACUUGGAACAUCACCAAUUUCUCUACCCUCUCUAAUUACUCUUACACAUCCAAUACGUUUUCUUCUGGAGACAGAAACUGGGUUUUGAAAGUGUAUCCAAAGGGAUAUGGUGUUGGAAAGGAUAAAUAUUUGUCACUCUUCCUGUUGAGUGAGAAUAAAGAAAUCAAUUACGUGAAAGCCACGCUACGAGUUCUAAACCAAAUCACAUCCCAGAAUGUGGCGAAGCAAGUCGAGGGAUGGCCCAAUGCAGUAGAAAAUGGAUGGGGUUUCCAGCAGUUCAUAAUUCUUGCAGAUCUUCAAGAUAAAUCCAAAGGUUUUGUUGUGAACGAUAUACUUCAAGUUCAAGUCGAGAUCAUGGCCUUCUCUAAACACACUCCAAUUCACUAGGGGUCUAUGGUGAGCCCAAAAAAAACCUCCCUAUAUCCUCUUUCGCUUUUUUUACUUCUGCGUAAUUUAUUAACAAUGUCAUUCGUGGAAAGCUCAAAUCGGAGAUCUCUUUGAAACUACUCCGAGAUAUAUUAUCAUCAGUAGAUCGCUGAAGCCAUGCGAUGCGAGAUCCCUACCUCUCUUUUGUUUAUGUGUCCAAAAUAAGAAAGGUUUCUAUAACUC
Molecule: messenger RNA, 1047 nt
Organism: Camelina sativa (false flax)
Lineage: Eukaryota; Viridiplantae; Streptophyta; Magnoliopsida; Brassicales; Brassicaceae
Molecular function (GO): protein binding
Source: RefSeq, a predicted model, not a curated record